Anolis sagrei ordinatus is the source of this 1310-nucleotide messenger RNA. The record is from RefSeq and is a predicted model, not a curated record. Lineage: Eukaryota; Metazoa; Chordata; Lepidosauria; Squamata; Anolidae.
AUGCCGUACACCAGCUUGUACAGCAUCCUGCUGGACCAAUUAAUUGGAAGUUUUGCCAGAGCUUUGCAGCAACAAGGAAUUCAGGCUUCUUUCAUUUAUACAGCAAGAAGACCUUCAAGAGUGCCUAUGAAACUUGAUCUAGCAUGGCAUAGCAGACGACAACUGAUGUCUGCUGAAGAUCAGGGAAAUGAUAAGUAUCGUCCACUGAACGUGACCAAUGAUGUCAAUGGAACCACCUGCAUCCUUUUUUAUGCCACUAAUUUUAGCCUUACAUACAAGCCUAAUGAGAACACAGCUGUAGACAUGGAUCUAACAGAUUUAACAUUUAUGCACCAGAAUGUAAACACUAAUUCAUCUGAAUGUUCAGAGAACAAUGCAACGUUGUCAUUAAAAUACACCAAUGUGAGCAGUAUCGAGAACCUGGAAAUAAGAUUUGUGAUGACCAACAAAUUCUAUGUAGGCUCUGCUCGAAACUGGUUCACCUUAGAUUUUGUUUAUAUUCGAAAAAACAAUGAGAGUGUUGCUCAAUUUAAUGUCACAGACAUCUCCGGUCCUGCAGAGUAUUCAUUUCAUUGCCAGCUGGUAGGAACUGGGUACCAUCAAGGUGUGACUCUGGUUCCGAAAAAUGAUACACAACCAAAAUGGGAGAUUGGCAUUUCUGAAUUCCAGAUCCAGGCUUUCAAUGUAGAAAACACCGCAUUUGCCUAUGCAAGUGAUUGUACCUCAUUCUUCACCCCUGCAAUAUGGAUGGGUUUGGUCACCUCAUUCGUUUUAUUAUUGAUCCUUACCUAUGGAAUCCACAUGAUUACGAAUCUCACAACAAACAGUCGAUUUGAUGAUCCUAAAGGCCCAGCUCUUUCUAUUCCUCAGACAGAGUAGCCACAAAUGAACAAUCCAAAUCAUUUCCAACCUCUUAGUCUAUGAAAAAAAAAAGAAAGAAAUGGGCAAUGUUAAUAAAAUGUUCAAGCUUUGGGGAACAUGGGAUAUAUAUUUAAAAAAUAAAUAAGUGGCUCACACAGUUCUGCCAGUUGUCUUGCUUUUAAAACUGACUGCCUAAAUGAAAACCCAGAGCCAAUGCUGUAAGCCUUCACAGGCAAAUAUUGUUCUUCAUCAAAAAUCAGUAGUCAAUGUCAUCAGCUUCAUAAAUGUCAUCUUAGAAGUUUUAUAUUAUAUUACACAAGUAUUUUUGGAAAAGAAGAAUGGGACAUUUUAAAAGCAACUGGUUAAGCAUGACGACACAAACUGAAGAGGUCUAUCUGAGCAAAAUCAGAGAGAUGAUGAUGAUGGUGGUAAUGAUGUUUAUUUCUACC